Molecule: messenger RNA, 1452 nt
Organism: Panicum hallii
Lineage: Eukaryota; Viridiplantae; Streptophyta; Magnoliopsida; Poales; Poaceae
Product: mitochondrial inner membrane protease subunit 2-like
Exons: 3
Coding region: 244-642 (132 amino acids)
Biological process (GO): mitochondrial respiratory chain complex assembly
Cellular component (GO): membrane; mitochondrial inner membrane peptidase complex
Molecular function (GO): serine-type endopeptidase activity
Source: RefSeq, a predicted model, not a curated record
CCCCUCCCUCUCCGGUGGUGGUGGGGCCGAACUGGGCUAAGCGAAGAGGCCUCUCGCCUUGAAGUCGCGUGGCGGAGAGGAUUCGGUCCAGGAGGAAACCCAACGAAGAGGGCUUUCUCUGCUGCAGCUUUCACACCAGCACUCCCCCCUGCUACGCCGUCAUCGCCGUUCUCCCAGACGGGACGGGAUCAUCAUCGGCGGCGGUGCCGUCCUCCCUCGGGCGGGUUCCUGUCCGCUCCGCACAUGGCGAGGAGAGCAUUGGCCGCCGUUUGGCCGUUCGUGAAGGGCUGCGCCACCGGCACCGUGCUCGGCAUGACCUUCGUCGACCAGUGUGCCUCCGUCGUCCCCGUGGACGGCGCCUCCAUGUACCCCACCCUGGACGCCCAGCAGGGCGAACGCGCGCUGGUGGAGAAGCGCUGCCUCUACCGCUACGACCUCUCCCGCGGCGACGUCGUCGUCUUCCGUUCGCCGAGGAACCACCAUGAACUGCUUGUGAAGAGGUUGAUUGCGCUGCCGGGGGAUUGGAUCCAGGUCCCGGAGAAUCAAGAGAUCCUGCAGAUCCCGCAGGGACACUGCUGGGUGGAAGGGGACAAUGCCGGCAUCAGCAUGGACUCGAGAUUCUACGGCCCUGAAAUUGUUUGAGUCCUAGCUUGGUGUUGUGAGUUUUGCUGCUACUAUGGAGCAGAAAAUAUUGUUUCGAAUAAAGGGGCGCAGAAAACAAGUUGGUGUCUUGAUAUUAACUGCUGCUAUUACAUCCAUGGAUCUUUUCCUGACAAUGUAUGUGCUACAAUAUAGUCUCAGUUCCUUACUACCAAACUGGCAAUUUUUGCACUCAAAAUCAACUAGCCAAUUCCUUCCUUCAUUCCCAGUGAUUUUCUUAAUCUCGAAUGCAUCAUGAUCUUGGAUUGACAUCUUGGUGGAUGGAGGCAUUUAACAAAUAUGCUUAUUGCAAAUGCAAGAGCACCAACACAGUGCUUUUUCUUUAUCGAUCUUUGUUUUGUACUGUUAGUCGUGUAUUUAACAAUGUUGCAUUGCCUCCUUGGAAUAAAUGCCAAGCAGAGUCACGGGAACUCAUGGCCCAGGGUCAUAUUUGAACCAAUUUUGGUGUGCUAGUGGCAUGAUCAUCUACAGCCAGUUUGCAGUUCCAAAUUAAUUGAAAAUCCAGGAUAUCAAUUUCUUCCUGAGUUUGUUUUGUCAAUAACUAGAUUGAAACCUUGAAUAUCUCAUAUCCUAUUCAUUUUCGUUGAUGAUAUUUUCCCUCAGGCUUUAUAUCUUACAAGCCUUAAUAAAUAGAAUAAAAGGACAAGUAGAAAGAGUAAUUCAGUGCCUCUUUAGCUGUUUUCUGUUUGGCUAUUUUCACAUCUUUCUAUCAUUUAAAGAGACAAGUUGCGUCCAGCCACACUCAUUAUGUUACUUGUUUGCACAUUGUAGCAAAUUGAGUUUCAAGACAUU